Messenger RNA from Paramormyrops kingsleyae, 4523 nucleotides. RefSeq names its product transmembrane protein 150A. The record is from RefSeq and is a predicted model, not a curated record. NCBI's taxonomy places the organism in Eukaryota, Metazoa, Chordata, Actinopteri, Osteoglossiformes, Mormyridae. Gene Ontology annotation, cellular component: plasma membrane. Gene Ontology annotation, biological process: protein localization to plasma membrane.
CAAAUUCCGCCUGGCUGUUCGAGAGGUUGGUGCUUGCGGGCUCGAGUCGAAGGGCUUUCUUUUAAAGGGAAUAUCAAGGUUGUUUCGGUUCAAGGAAGAAAAAGCAGGACGUGUGGCUGGCAGCAGCAGCUUGUCCGAUGGUGCCUGUGGCGUGUAACGUGAAAGCAGCCCUGCUGUCCUUUGCCCCCUUUCAUGUGCCCUCCCUGUGUGCCCUCAGCUGCUAGCGUCCCCGGCUGCACACGCGCAUCUUGUUCUCGCUCUGCCCCCCCAAGGCCUCCAUACCCCCAUGCUUUGGAUGCAAAGCCUUCACCGGCUGCCCAAUGACUGCCUGGAUUGUCCUGCCCGUCAGCCUCUCGGCCUUCUCCAUCACGGGAAUAUGGAUAGUCUAUGCAAUGGCAGUGAUGAACCACCAUGUCUGUCCUGUAGAGAACUGGUCCUACAACUUGACGUGCGUGGAAGAGACUGCCAAGCCAGGAUUUCCCAAAACCUGCUGCACUCUGCAGGAUAUCCCACUCAUCAGUAAGUGUGGCUCAUUUCCCCCCGAAAGCUGUCUGUUCAGCCUGAUUGGCAACGUGGGAGCCUUUAUGGUGGUCAUGGUGUGCCUACUACGGUAUGCCCAGGUCAUCGAGCACAGCCACCGCUGCUGGAUCAACACCAGCGCCCUGGUUUCUGGCUUCACUAAUGCUCUGGGCCUGGUCAUGGUGGGAAACUUCCAGGUGGACCACGCCAAGUCCCUGCACUACGUGGGUGCGGGGGUGGCCUUCCCCGCUGGUCUGCUUUUCGUGUGCCUGCAGUGUGUGCUAACAUACCGCAUCGCCGUCACCGCGCUCGACUACUGGAUGGCGCACGUCCGCGUGGCGCUGGCAUUUGGUGCCCUUGUCUCCUUGGUGCUCAGUGGUAUCUUCUUUAUCCACGAGAGCUUCGUCCUCCAGCAUGCCGCUGCCAUAUGCGAGUGGGUCUUCACGGUGGACAUCCUCGUGUUCUACGGCACCUUCACCUACGAAUUUGGUGCCGUCAACAACGAGACCUUGAUGGCCGCCUUGCAGCACAGCCACCACAGGGGCUCAGGGGUGAUGAUGGGGGCCAGGGGCCGGCCCGGGACGCUUGGGGCCGGCGGGUGUGGGAGCAGCGGUGCCAAAAGUCUGAAGUCACCAGGGGGCAGCAGCACAUCAACUCACCUCAACUGCAACCCAGAGAGCAUCGCCAUGCUGUAGCCUGGUAUUCCUGGUAAUCCCGUCACAUGUCUUUACCGUAAUUCUUUUACUCACGGAGUGAUAUGAUCUGUCUCUUUGAUUGGGUGUUCCCUGACUGAAAGGCAAACACGUAAAUGAAGGCUGUGUCUAAUAUGUCACUGGAUUUCUGAAAUUAAUUACAGCUGAGUUACGCAGGUACAAGGUGCCAGACUAUUAAAAAAAAAAUGUUGAGGGAAAAAAAAUAGACCUCAUGAUGGUCCGAACAUUUAAAUUUUUUAUAAUGGAUUUUAUUAUUGUUAUUUUUAAUGUUUUUCAAAGUUAAGCUAUCCACAAGGCUCUCUGUUGCAUAGUAUUUGUUGCGGCUGAGGUCCGUCUCGCAACUUUGUAUUAAAAGUAAGGCAUAUGAAAUAAUUGCAUAUGAUAUAAUUUUGCGUCAAUAUGGGCCCCAACCCUUCCCUUAACCUUGUGCGGGGAAGAAAAUCGCACACAUUUGCCAAACCGGACCUGAACCCUGCCUUUGAAGUCAAAGAGAGUAAUGUGUGAUACAUUAGAGAGUAAUGUGUGAUAUUACUUGGAAGACUGGUUUGUAUAUUGACACCAUUUAUUCUGUUUAUAAAGAGGGUUUAUAAGGAAAGCUUAUAUCGCAUAUAAUAUAAAGUGUUAAACUAAGUGUUCGUUUCAGAGUUUAGUUUCCGUACACAGUUUGGAAUGAUGCGGAGUGUUUCGCUGUUUUAGGCUUUUGAUUCCGUGUGGCUUCCUCACACCUUGGGUAAAUUGGUAUGGGUAUGGGGUCCAUGCGACAUAAUCAUGAUUUAUGUGCCAAGUUACUGUUUCCAAGAUUCGUAGCUGGCUGUAUGUUUUGGGUCUGCUGUAGUGCAAUUUAGGGUAUCGGUUUUCACCCUCAACAACAAAACGGCUUGAUAAGUAAGUAUUUUUGAGGGUUGCUGUGUUUUUGAACUGUACGGUGGGGGGGGGGGAUAAAAUGGCUACACCAGGACCUGCCCCAGACACAGCCACUUACGGGGGCCAGCGGUCGCAUCUUCUGUCGGUGUCUGACGUUAAGAAUUAUGCCUAAUGUUUAUCAUUAUUAUUAUUAUUAUUAUUAUUAUUAUUAUUAUUUACUUCUGUGGAAAAGUUGCAUAUUCAGAAAGUGUUAAUGCGCACAUUUAUUCUUGUUCUGAGUGGGUGCUGAGUCUAAUUAAUAUUUUUUGCCCAGACUUGGCUGCUCUUUUCGAUUUGCUGUGUUGCCUUUUUCACCUCUGUGUUUGGCGCAGAAGCCCCUCUGUUCACACUGCCCACACCGGUCCUGCGAUAACAUGUCAGAGCUGAUAAUUAGUGCCGGAAACUGCAUAAAAGAGGCAGUCGGAGUGUAACGUUUCAUUUAGGGCAAUUCAUUUCCAGUGUCGGUAGAGCUUUCAGACCUAAUGGCGUUUGAAGGCUCUGUUGGUGGGUGAGGCUGAGGAUUUAUCUGACUGCUUAACGGAGGCUUAAACACAUAUUAAGUGUAACUGUACCAGAUAAUGCAGCAAUAUUUAACCCCUGUUCCUUCUCAAGUCUGAUGUUCUGCAUUGAUUAUGGUCACAGCGUUUUUGGGCUCCAGGCUGGUUCCUUGGAAAAGUAAUGUGGCCACGUUAUUUUAUGUAUUCUUUCACUGUUUAGAGACCUCGCCACUGUGACUAGCGGUAUGAUGAGCGCGUUGUAGGUGAGAUCGCUGAAUAAGCGAUGUGGACCUUUGUUGCUAUUGCGCCACCUAGAGGUCCCUAUAUGCCAGUGUAAGUGACAGCUAGUUGCUGGAUUGGGGAAUUGCGUCCAGUUGGUUGAGUGUCAAACGGGGAUUUGUUCAAUUAUCUUUAUGUUACUAACGGUUUUAGAAUCAACUUGUUGCUAUGGUGUUUCUUUAUUCCAGGCAUCAUAACAUCGUUUUUUGGCAAAUAUUGAGCGCCAACAAAGAAGCCUUUUUGAUGUCUGGAAUAUGGCCUACCUCUCAUUGUUUGAGGCCGUCUCUGAGCAAUUGAAAGGGAAACUGUUUACGUUAGUGUGCAGUUGUGGGUCAGACAAUUUUAAUACGUGCAGGGACACAUUUGCAUGUUUUUUUUUUUUUUUUGUAGGAACCCCACCCUCACACAUGCAAACAACUGAAAUGUUUGUAUGUCUACAUAUGUCAGCUAAGAUUUUGUUUGCUGUUCACUAUUACCUGUGGUUAACUAGAGGUUUUUGUUUCUUUAAGAAUACAGAAUACAAUAUUUAAAUAGAGAAUAUUUUGUUUAACAGAUUUUAGUACACUGAUCAGUUUUUUUUAUGUCGUCCUCCUCUUGAUCUUGAUUUUGCUUUUUCAAAUGUAAUGUUUUGAUAUAUUAUUUUUCUGCAGCAGUGCAGUAUCUUUUAUGCCUGUGGGAGAAAUGCAUCAUGCUUGAAAGAACUUUAUUUCCGCAUUUGCCAUCGGUGACAUUCCUCCAUGCCGUCAUGUCGCUGGAUCUGCCGCAUGGCCACAUUUCAGGCAAAAUCCUCAAGAUUUUCUGUUCAGGUUGUAUGUGAGUAGCUCGUUUUUGUCGUUCCUCUGUUCUGUGGAGAUCCAGAGCCUUUGCACCUCAGAAGGCCAUGCCGUGUUGCUGGGAAUCCUGUGUGCCCCAUGUGAGGGACAUCCACACCCAGUGCUUUUUAUUUAUCAUCUUUGUAAAGCUGCAGGGGUCCUCUCAGCGUCAGCUGACCCGUCACUCCGUAACCUGUGUGACCUCCUUAUGUGCCGACCAUCGGGACACGUUUUACAGUGUGUGCCAACUACUCGCACUAAUUAGUUUUACUACUAUUAUUGUUGUUAUUUUUGUCACAACCAUUGUGAUACGGCAGUUCUUUUAAAAUAUUUUUUUAAGCAUUUUAAAAUCUGUUUUUGCACAUGAUCAUUUGCAGCUCACAGCGAUGACCUGGGGAUUGGGUUUGCAUGUUAGAUGGUGCACUAAUUGUUAGCUUGCUGAAUACAGGUGUGAGCGAGGACACGCCCACUUGUGUGUAGCACAGCAAGCUGACGGGAAUACAAACUAAUGGCAGUGUAAUAUGACUAAUCCGAUUUUGGUGGGUGGAGUUUUUAAUGCUAAUUCUGUCUGUAUUCUUUCUACUUUUAAGUGGGAUUUAAAAUUAAGUUAUUGGUGGUUUUAUUUUUUACUUUUCUUUCAUCUUGGUGUAAUUUUUUUGAAGUUCUGUCAUGAACACCAAACGUCAAAGCGUUACAUUAUAUUUUUCUUUCCUUUUGUAAUCACUUAUAAAUGUGAUUUAGUAUUUUUUUCUGUUGCCAGAUUUCUAUUUCACAAUUCAAAUAAACAGCAUAAAGAGUAA